This is a messenger RNA of Oryzias latipes (Japanese medaka), 8095 nucleotides long. Lineage: Eukaryota; Metazoa; Chordata; Actinopteri; Beloniformes; Adrianichthyidae. The record is from RefSeq and is a predicted model, not a curated record.
UUUUUUCCUUUUUGGAAAAGCAUUGUUCAACUGGACUGAUAGGAUGUCCCACUUUGAUGCAGUUGUUGUAUUCUGUCAUUUAAUCUACAACAGUAGUCAAAAUAUGACACUGCAUUUACUAUGUGUUGAGAAAAAGGCAGCAAAUAAAUAUGUAACCAAAUUUUUUCAUAUUUUCUAAUGUUGAUGCCAUUCACAGGGGCUAGCUGUUCUAAUUAAAUUAAUUUCCAUCAAUUAUUUGAAGGUAUCAAGAACUGGAAGAGUAAAGCCUGCUCACACUGACAAGUUCAAAGCCAGGUCUGAAUGCGAAGCUUAUCUCCCUCUGCAGGUUGCAGAAAUCUGCCAUAAUGAAGGCAGGAACAAUCAGUGGUUGUUGACAGCUCUUAAACACCUUCCUUUAAACCUUCAGUAGUUGUUUGUACUCAAGAAUUAUGGGUGAGUUACAAAACUGGACAGACCUGCUGAUGUCAGAAGCCUUUAAAGACAAGGUGAUACCUGCAAGUCCUAUCAGAACACAGAGAUGGACCCAGCCACCAGAAUCACGUUUACCUUGAUGCUUCUCUUUCACAGUUCAAUGUGUUCUGCUGAGGAAGAUGAAGAAGGUUUAUUCUGUCCAGAAGACCAGAGGGGCUUUGACGAUGCCUGCUAUGAGUUUGUUGGUUUUCAGCUUUCGUCUCAAAAAGCCCAGGCGUGGUGUGAACGAGGCGGAGGCCACCUAGCUUUCAUCCUUAGCGAUGAAAUACAGCAGUUUUUUCAGACUCAUCUGCACCCGGACAAAGACUGGUGGAUUGGGCUGGCACCGGUAGCUGCAAAUCUCACCUUAGACUUUUCCUCCACUGAAGGCUCUUUGGCAUGGUUGGAUGGCUCAGAUGUCAGCUAUGACAACUGGGCUAAUGCACCCGAUGCAGGUGCAACUUGUGGACAUAUUCUGAGGCACUCAGGUUUCCAGUGGGAAGCCUCACAAAACUGCGGCCAGGAAUUUAAUUUUAUUUGUCAAUUUGAUACUGGAAAAACUAUAGCAUGUGAAAACCAAAAUGCCACAUUAAAAUGUGGCUCCGGCCAAAUGAUUGAAAUUGAAGAUGCUUUUUAUGGGCGAAAAACAGUCCAUUACUGCCAAUCAAAGCAGAACUCAACCCCCUCACUUUCCCAGCAGGAGUGCAGCUGGAUAAAUGUGGUAGAUUCUGUAACAGCUCACUGCCAUGGACAGCAGGCGUGCCAGGUUCCAGUGGAUCUGAAUCUAUUCAGUGAACCGUGUGCUGUCCUGGGAAGUUACCUGUCCAUUGAGUACCACUGCAAACAAGGACUUCACUUACUGAUUAGCAAACUGGCAUCUAUCUCUGAUGAUGUCACCAUCACUGUGAAAUGGCUCCUUCAUCCAUUUCAAGGAAACUUAACUUGUGCAGUAAAUGCAGGAGACGGCUAUAUCAUUGAUCCAUACAUCCCCGAAGAGAUGGAGAGCACAGUUAUUCAUAAAUUUCAACAUCCUGGUGUUUUCACGGUAGAGGUGGAAUGUAGCACCAGUGACUGGCAUGUUUCUGCUGAAAAAUCAAUAACCAUUCAAGAGCCUGUUGGAGGUUUGAGUGUGACCAGAUGCUAUAGCAGGGAUGUAGCAACAGAUGGCACUAAAUGCAAUGCACUUCUCAGUAUGCCUGUCUACAUCCAGCUUCAGGUGGAGGCAGGUACAAAUGUCUCCUACACAGUUCAUCAUGAAGCCCACGUAAUUGCAAAUUUGUCCGUGGAUAAUGGGAUUGCGCCCACCAAUGCCACGCUGAAUGCAAGUGUGGUGCAGAGGCUUGGACAAGGUUGCCACAACUUGUCCGUAACUGCAUCAAACAGAGUUACAAGCCGUACAGCAUCCUCUGGUCUGGUGCUGUGUCUGCUGGAGCCGGUGGAAGGCUUGCAGGCCUCUUUGAUCACUGAAGAAGAACUGUGUCCAGACUCCACUGACCUCAUCAUCAGUGUCUCGCUGGAGCAGGGAACGCCCGUGGAGUUGUUAUUUAAUUUCUCUGGAACUGCGGACACGCUCACUGAAAUGAGGCACAUGUUUAAUAAAAGUGGGCAGAUGUAUACAUUCUCCAAUCCACUUGAAGGGCUUUCAAAAGUGAUGAUUAGAGCCACAAAUGCUUUUUCAAGCUCUGAUGUGGAAGUAGACUUGGUGGAAGUUCUCCGGGUUUGUCAGAACCACACUGAGACUUUGCUAAGUCAAGAUGGACAAAAGGGGAGCCUUGCUGAAUGUUACUUUAAAGCAGGAAGAAGGCCACCGAUUGAGUCGCAGGACAGUCACACUGAAUAUGUUGUUCCCAGUCGAUAUCUAGAAGCCUCAAGAAGGAUGCUGCACAACAUUACUGUUAUUGUUUAUGGAAAGACAGUGCCAGGCUUUGUAAACUACACUCUUCCAGUGCCAGGUUUUCACCCAGAAGUGACAUUUGAUCCCCCCGCCGUCCCCUCAUGUAGCAUCUCUCCACCUUCAGGAACUGUGCUUCAAACGUUUGACAUCACCUGUGAGGCAAAAUCUUUCUGUGAAGCAGGUUGUCUUUACUGCUUUAAGACCAGCACAGGGAAAGAUUUGUGGUGCACUAGUGCAAAUAAGGUGAAAUCCAUUUUCCUGCCUUCUGGAGAUGAGACAAAUAAUGACACAUUGACUUUGAUGGUGACUGUGAAAAAUAAAUACACAACUAUUAAUACAACUGUUGCCGCUCAGGUUCGAAAAGGUAACUCCAGUACCACAGUAACAGUUUUGGGGUAUGCAGUGGAGAAAAGUGUGAGUCAGUUAGAAGAGCAAGGCUUGCUCUCCUCUGAGGCACUUGGACAAAUAUUUACCUCAGUCUCUGAUAUCCUGAAUUCAGAGUGGGGCCAAGAACAGAAAGACAACAGGUCUAAGCUAAGGGAGCGAAUGCUGACCAAAAUGACUGGAGUUCUGUUGAAAUCCCCCAGCAACACAACCCAGGAAGUGCAAGUGAUGGCCAGAGCUGUGGCUGGACUCACGCAGAGCUCAGAUGAGCUCAGCGAUGUUGCUCAAGUACAGUACAUUACCUCACAGUCAGAAACUAUAUCAGGGUACAUACAGUACAGACCAAAAGUUCAAGCAGGUUUCAUUCUCUCUGCAUCUUCUCCACAGGAAAAAGCCACUUCACUGUUGGUAGACCUCAGCUCCUCCCUCAAUGUUAUCACUGUCAAUCAGCUCGGCGGAGAUGAUGAAGUUUUACAGGCAGCCACGCCAAUAAUUGAAUCAGCCAGCAAUGUUUUGAAUGUUUCAUUGUCAAGUAGAAAAGUCUCAGAUUCUCUUCUCACUGGGAUCAAAAACAUUCAAAGCGCUUUGCUGAAUAACAGAAAGAUGAAUGGACAGCCAGCAAUCAUUGACUCUGGUCAAAUCAGUGUGUACGUUAAUAGAAUAUCUCCAGAUUCUAUUCAAAUGCAGAAUAUAAAUGGUGUAAGGAAUAGCUCCUCCAGAUUUUCCUUCCCCUCACUGCCUGCUGACAUUCUCUCUGUGGAGGACCCAGUGGAUGUCAGAAUGAUAAGUUUUGAAAAAAACCCAUACUCUUGGAUGGAGGAAAACAUCACUGGAACUGUGGGAUCCUUAUCCCUCACCAGAGCAAACGGAACAGUGAUCCCAGUUGAAAACCUACCUGAAGAAAUUGAGAUUUUUCUACCAAGAACUGACAUGGGACAAGAGAACAGUACAGUCCUUGAUCUCGCCUAUUUCAGCACCCUAAUGAUUGACGUACCAUCACCUGAUGUGACCCUGGUCCUUAAAUUGCAACCAUCUGAAGAUCUUUCCUUUAUCUUAUUGUUGGGUUAUAAGGGUUAUCCAAAUUACACCAACUAUGUUGCCAAGACUCAGUUCCCUCUAGAGAAUAUAAAUGAAGAGGAGAAAUUCACCUGGGUGUUGAGGCCCAAGGACCGAACACGUGAUGUUGGAGUUCACUACCUUGUCAUCAAGCCCAUUGUAGAGCCAGGUGUCAAAUCCAUCAAUGCCACAGUCACUGUCAUAUCUGUUGCUGCUCAGUGUAAAUACUGGAAUGAAUCAACAUCCUCUUGGAGUGAAGACGGAUGCAGGGUGGGGCCACUCACCACUCCAUUAGUGACUCAGUGCCUCUGUAACCACCUGACCUUCUUUGGCAGCUCUUUUUUCGUCAUGCCAAACUUGGUGGAUGUCUCACGCACAGCGGAGCUCUUUGCAACAUUUGCUAAUAAUCCUGUAGUUGUGUGUUUUGUGGCGACCAUUUUUGCUGCAUAUGUGCUUGUAGUUUUAUGGGCACGCAGAAAAGACAUCCAAGACUCAGCCAAGGUCAAAAUAACAGAUCUUGGAGACAAUGACCCUCUGGCUGAGUACCGUUACAUGCUGACAAUUAGCACAGGGCACCGCCGUGGCGCAUCCACUUCCUCACAAGUGACCAUAACUCUGCAGGGAACAGAGGGAGAAAGUGAGCCCCAUCACUUGACAGAUCCUGAAAAACCAGUGUUUGAAAGGGGAGGAAUGGACAUGUUUCUCCUAACUACACACUUUUCUCUUGGGGAGCUGCAGAGCAUAAGGCUGUGGCAUGACAAUUCAGGAGACCACCCUGCAUGGUAUGUCAAUAACGUGAUGGUGCAAGAUCUGGAGUUAGGCCACAAAUGGCACUUUCUGUGCAACUCAUGGCUGGCUGUUGAUGUGGCAGAGUGCACUCUCGACAAAGUCUUUCCAGUAGCUACCGAGACAGACAUGAAGAGAUUCAGCAACCUGUUCUUCAUGAAGACAGCAAAAGACUUCAGAGAUGGCCACAUCUGGUUUUCUGUCAUAAGUCGGCCUCCCUGCAGCACUUUCACACGUGUGCAGCGGGUGUCCUGCUGUUUCUCCCUUUUGCUGUGCACCAUGCUGACCAGCAUCAUGUUCUGGGGCAUUCCCACAGACCCCUCUGAGCAGACCAUGGAUCUCGGACACAUUGAGUUCACAUGGCAGCAGGUUAUUAUAGGAAUUCAAAGUUCAAUCAUCAUGUUUCCCAUAAAUCUUCUCAUUGUGAGUAUAUUCAGAAACUCUCGUCCUCGAGAGAAAGUCACCAAAACAGAUGUGUCAAAGCAGGGAAACACUGUUCGAGUUUCUCCCUCGGAGACUUCAUCUUCACAAAUGGAGAUGAAGAACAUCACCCCAGACACUGUGAUCAAGGACAUAAAAAGAAUGGCUAAAUCUCUAUCAAAAGCAAUGAAGAACCCAUUCCCGCACUUGGAGCUUGGUCCUGAUCAGCACGCUGACAUCAACACUCUGCUCACUGUCCUGGAGAAUAUCAUCAGACAGCAGAAUGAAGCAACAGAAAGCUUCUACUCAGAUACCUCCAAGACAGAUAAUGCUAUGAUCCUGACUUUAGGUUCAGUAAAUCUACAAGAAAACUCUGUUUGGAGCAGCCCAGUAAAGACUCCUAAAGACUUUCAGAAGAUUAGCAACAACAGCAAAUACCUCUACAGACAGCUGCAUCAUGUUGAGAAGGAGCUUGGUCUCUUGGGACCCUCUCGCUUUCCAAAUCCCAACAACUACAACAGAGCCAUGCAACAAGUUCAGGGACUGAAAAGUCAUUUGGAGUCCAGCUUGGAUGGAGAUAAGCCCAGUCCAGAAGGAAGCAUCAAUGGCAGCACUAAAAAGAAGCAAAUCCAAAGGGGGCUUCCGUGGUGGUUUGUGUUUGUCGGAUGGAUACUAGUGAUUGCAACCAGUGGCGUUUCAGGAUACUUUACAAUGAUGUACGGAUUGACGUACGGGAAAGACAGAUCAAUAAGUUGGCUUAUCUCAAUGGUGGUCUCCUUCUUUGAGAGUCUAUUCAUCACCCAACCUUUGAAGGUGCUCGGCUUUGCAGCAUUCUUUGCUCUUGUUCUGAAGCAAGUUGACCUCGACGAAUUCGGAGAACCUCAGAUAGAGGAAAACUUUAAAAGAACAGAUGACCCUGAAGUGGUGCCAGCAGACAGAAGAGACAGUACAUGUAGUUUUUAUCAACCUCCUCCUCCUACUGACAUUGAAAAGAUGCGAAACAGCAUGAUUAAAGAGCAAAAGGUCUUUAGCCUCAUUAAGGAGAUUUUGGGUUACAUGGGAUUUAUGUGGGUGUUGCUUCUGGUGGCAUACGGGCAAAGGGAUCCCAAUGCAUAUUUUCUCACUCGACACAUUCGCCAAAGCUUCAGCAAAGGAAUCUCAGACACAAUGAGUAUCCAGGAUGUGUUCACCUGGGCAAACACAACUCUCCUUAACAACCUGUUUGGAGAGUACCCUGGAUUUAUUACAGAUGGGAACUCCAAGCUGGUGGGUAAUGCGCGACUUCGUCAGGUGAGAAUGCAGAAAGGCUCCUGUCUUGUAGCUCUGCCCAUGCAGAUAUCUGUGCCGGACUGUCAUGCUCUGUAUUCAUGGGAAUUGGAGGACACGGGCUCCUAUAGCCCAGGCUGGAGUCCCUUAAGUGGGAAUAAUGCCACACUGAACCCUCACAACCCAUGGAUUUACAAGUCUCAGCAUAAACUGAGAGCCUACCCCAUCUGCGGGAAUGUGAAGCUCUACAGAGGAGGGGGAUUUGCGACGGAUCUGCUCCCGGAUUUAAAGAACUCCAGCAGAGUCCUUCAGUACCUUUAUGAUAACAUCUGGCUUGAUGUGUACACCCAAGCACUCUUUGUGGAAUUCACUGUGUAUAAUGCAAAUGUCAACCUCUUUUGCAUUGUCACCCUCAUACUGGAGACCACAGCCACAGGAGCAUUCCAGUUUCGCAGCGAGCUUCAGAGUGUGCGACUCUACCAAUCGACCGGUGGUCUCCACAUCUUUGUCAUGGCCUCUGAAGUUGUCUACUUUCUGUUUAUCAUCUAUUACAUGUUUGUUCAAGGAAAGCUAAUGAAGAGACAGAGACUAGCUUAUUUUCAGAGCAAGUGGAAUCUGCUUGAGUUGGCGAUAAUUUUUCUCAGCUGGAGUGCAUUAUCUGUCUUUAUCAAGAGGACUUUACUGGGGCAGAGGGAUGUAAGUCAAUAUGAGAACAACAAAGACCAAUUUGUCAGUUUCCAUGAAACAGCCCAGGCUGAUGCAGUGCUCGGGUAUCUGAUUGCCUUCCUUGUACUGCUGGCCACGGUCAAACUGUGGCAUCUGCUGAGACUGAAUCCCAAGCUGCACAUGAUCACAGCCACACUGCAGCGAGCUUGGACUGAUAUUUCAGGCUUCCUGGUGGUCAUAGCCAUCAUGUUCCUCGCCUACUCUGUUGCUUCUAACCUGAUGUAUGGCUGGAAGCUCUACUCUUACAGGACUCUGCUUGAAGCUGCUCAAACCAUAGUCAGUUUACAGCUUGGCAUUUUCAAUUACGAAGAGGUUUUGAAUUAUAACCCACUGCUUGGGGCCUUCCUGAUUGGCUCCUGCAUUGUGUUCAUGACCUUUGUGAUACUGAACCUCUUCAUCUCUGUCAUUCUUGUGGCUUUCACUCAAGAACAGAUUCAUCAUAAGCCUUCUGAAGAAGAGGAGAUUGUGGACCUAAUGCUGAUGAAACUAUGCAGCUUGUUUGGAUUAAAAUCUAAGAAAAAAGAUGAUGCCCUCACUGAGGAAGCACCUAUUUCAUCUGCUUUAGAAACCAAACAGUUGACAAUUUCUACCACUGACGUUCAUGACGGAUGGUCUGUUAGUCUUGUUAAAUAGAAAAAGCUUAGCAUACUUUGCCUAAAGCAUCAAAUAGCUGAUGUAAUGGGUUGUCAUGUUGUGGCUUUGUAGCGUAAAGAAAGUGGUUGCAGUAGAAUCUAUAGUGUUUAUCUGUUCAUGAGCCAAAUUGUCACUCAUGUGUAGAGCGCUGCAAUGCUAGCAGGCACUAUCACUUGCAAACAUGCAUAAUAGGAACAGAAACAUUUCAUUUAAGGUUCAUAAUUUUAUGAAAUGAAUACAUUUGCAUAUUGGUGUCAACUUCUACAUGUUGCUGCUUUAUUUGCACAAGUGCAUUGCUUGCAUCAAUCUUCUACUUCCAAAUUUAAUUCCCUUGAAAAGGCCAUCUAUUAUUUUAACUGCUGCAUCCAUUAAGGUGAUAAAUGUGUAAAAGCAUAGGAAAUGUAGGCAAAUGAUUUGAAUUUUGCAAACAGGUGUAACAAAUUGUUUCAGUUAUUUAAAUAAAAAUGAAAAUGGCUAAUA